AUUUUCCCCCGAGUGAGCAGACUAACAGGGCUCCCAAUAGGGAAGCGCAAAGUGAGGUGUUCGCGACACAUUCCGCUGUGUGAGAGAUGUUCGCACUUUGGAUUGGAAUGCGAGUAUUCGCCUGUUAGGACAAUGGGUAGGCCUCGUGUGCGGCAGCCUCGUCAUGAUGUCAACUCUACUACUGCUUCGAUGCCGAACGAUCUCAUCAACAUGAGCACCUUUGACCAGCCAAUGGGUGACAUCUUUGGAGAUUUCACCGCUCAGCUGCCGCCUUUCAACAUGGACUUUGGCGGUGGUCGAAACAGUUCACCUGGGCACGAUUUCUUUCAGUCCCGACCGAUAGACGAAGACGAGGCUCCCACUUCACCGCAAGAUCAUCAAAGCCCUUGCUUGCUUCAUCAUGGGCCAGGAAAGUGUGGGCAAAAGAGCCCAGACCGCGAUACAACUCCCAGCCUCUCAACAAAGAAAUGCAGUUGCGUCGAGUUGGUGAACCAGCACUUCUCUUCAGUUGAAGAUUCCCUUGAGACAUUCCAGGUUCUAAAGGUUCUACAACAAUCAAUACAGUCGGCAAAGUCCAUCCUGGAGUGCAACACCUGUUUCGGAUCGUGGGACACGAACCCCGGGACGUCUAGAAACGUCUACCUUCUGGGCUCAUUAAUGUCAAGCAUCAGCUCUUCAUACGGCGACUUUUUCCUCCAUCAGAAGCGCAUCGCCGCCGAGUCAACGAGCAGUGGCAAACCUAUCAAGGUGCUGCUUGGCCAACCACCAGAUGAGGCCGCCACGGUUGAGCUUGCCCUCGACGGCCAAAGCUAUGGGGACUUCAUACGUGCGAGCCUGAGACAGGAGCUGGGGCGUCUUCUGAAGUUGAGCGAUGCGUUUGCGGAAAGACAAACUCGGUUACACAACCAAGGCCACGAAGGGUGCGAGCCGGGGAAGGACUGUACAAAUGUAGAGUUUGUGCCUGACGAAAAACAUCCGGCAGAGGUGUGUCCGAGAGAUGUGGACAUCACCGAGGUUUUUUCGUGCUUCCGCACAGUUGACCAGGUGCGGGCCGUUAUGAUGGAGACGCAGAAGAUCAUAUCAGCAUAG
This is a messenger RNA of Fusarium keratoplasticum, 1089 nucleotides long. RefSeq lists its product as uncharacterized. Bases 133 to 1089 code for a protein of 318 amino acids. The transcript has a single exon. The record is from RefSeq and is a predicted model, not a curated record. Lineage: Eukaryota; Fungi; Ascomycota; Sordariomycetes; Hypocreales; Nectriaceae.